Messenger RNA from Xyrichtys novacula (pearly razorfish), 179 nucleotides. The record is from the annotation of a GenBank genome assembly. Lineage: Eukaryota; Metazoa; Chordata; Actinopteri; Labriformes; Labridae.
GCUUCCAUGUUCAGCUAACACAGGUUCACCCCUGCGUCACAUCAGUGCAGUCCACUGAGCGCCUGGCAGGUCUCUGGCUCAGCCUGGGCAAAACUAAUCAACGCAUCCUGCAGGGGACAUGUGACCCCCCUGCUGACAGACCACAGGAAGAACCUGCGCACCUGAGCUCAGGCGAGUAG